This is a messenger RNA of Nycticebus coucang (slow loris), 2545 nucleotides long. It is a transcript of the gene QNG1, whose product is annotated as Q-nucleotide N-glycosylase 1. NCBI's taxonomy places the organism in Eukaryota, Metazoa, Chordata, Mammalia, Primates, Lorisidae. The record is from RefSeq and is a predicted model, not a curated record. Bases 263 to 1288 code for a protein of 341 amino acids. The transcript is spliced from 4 exons.
GGCCCGCCGUGCGCGCGGCCUAGCGGUCUCCCCAGUUUAUUGGGAGUGCGACGGGCGGGAUUUUGCAGUUAGGCUGAGCUCAGUUCUCAGUGUCAGUUACCCGGGCAGGACUUUGUUUACUCAGGGCGGUGAUUCCCACGGCGGGGGGCGGGGGUAGCGCGAGGCGCUGAGGGAUCCUGGACCUUGUCCCACCCCGAGAGAAGAGAGUUUGCCUAGCUGAGGUCAAACGCGUAGCUCCCCAGUCCCAGAGAGUAGGGGCAGAAUGGACCGGCUCCUAACGCCCAGAGAAUCCGCCAAAUUCAUUGCAGAAAACAGUCGGGAUGUGUUCAUUGACAGCGGAGGCGUACGGAGGGUGGCCGAGUUGCUGUUGGCCAAGGCGUCGGGGCCUGAGCUAGGCGUGGAGGGGUGGAAAGCCCUUCACGAGCUGAACCCCAGGGCGGCAGAUGAGGCAGCGGUCAACUGGGUGUUCGUGACAGACACGCUCAACUUCUCCUUUUGGUCGGAGCAGGACGACCACAAAUGUGUGGUGGUGUACAAGGAAAGAAAGUACACUGGGUAUUGGUCCCUGUGUGCCGCAGUCAACAGAGCCCUCGACGAAGGGAUACCAUUAACUAGCGCCUCGUACUAUGCCACAGUGACCCUGGAUCAGGUUCGCCAUAUAUUUCGUUCUGACACCGACGUUCCCAUGCCUUUGAUGGAAGAGAGACAUCGGAUUCUCAAUGAAACCGGGAAAAUUCUGCUGGAGAAGUUUGGAGGCUCUUUUAUUAAUUGUGUGCGAAAAAGUGAAAAUAGUGCACAGAAGUUAAUGAACUUGGUUGUCGAAAGUUUUCCUUCUUACAGAGAUGUGACGCAGUUUGAGGGGAAAAGAGUUUCUUUUUACAAACGAGCCCAAAUCCUUGUAGCAGAUACGUGGAGUGUAUUAGAAGGAAAAGGAGAUGGCUGCUUUAAGGAUAUUUCCAGUAUCACCAUGUUUGCUGACUAUAGAUUACCUCAAGUUCUUGUUUACCUUGGAGCCCUGAAAUACUCUGAUGAACUACUGAAGAAGCUUCUUAAAGGAGAGAUGCUCUCGUAUGGAGAUAAGCAAGAGGUAGAAAUCAGAGGGUGCUCUCUUUGGUGUGUUGAGCUCAUCCAGGAUUGUCUUCUGGAACUUAUUGAAAAAAAGGGUGAAAAACCUAAUGGAGAGAUCAAUUGCAUUCUUCUGGAUUAUUACUUAUGGGACUAUGCCCGUGACCAUAGGGAAGAUAUGAAAGAAAUUCCAUUUCAUCGUACACGUUGCAUAUAUUAUUGACCCCAAGGGUAAACUAAUCCAGAGAAAAUCCCCUGCAUGUUUAUAACAUACAAUAAUUUGUACAGUUUUGCAUUGAUAUUCAGAGAAGGUGAUAGAAGUUAUAGGAAUGAAAAAUAUUGAUUAUCAAGUCUCACUUUAAAUUUUUUUUCCUGUGCCUAUAGCACAGUGCCUGUAGCACAGUGGUUAUAGUACCAGCCACAUACACUGAGCCUGGCGGAUUUGAACGCAGCUUAGGCCAGCUAAACAACAAUGACAACUGCAACAAUAACAAAAAUAGUUGGGCAUUGUGGUGAGUGCCUGUAGUCCCAGCUACUUGGGAGGCUGAGACAAGAGAAUCACUUAAGCCCAAGAGUUUGAGGUUGCUGUGAGCUGUGAUGCUACAGCACUCUACCGAGGGUAGCAUAGUGAGACUCUGUCUCAAAAAAAAAGAAAAUAAUAAAAUAAAAUUUUUUUCCUGACAUAUCACUGUGUAUUCCCAACCUUAUCAUUUGUAUGCUUGUCCAGUUUUGACUGUAUUUUCUUGUCUUGAACAUGUAGUUGAUAGAAAUAGUGGAAGAACUUUAGUGUAUUCUUUAAAUCUCGAUUUUUAAAAAUUAAUCAAGCUUUGUAUGACUAAUCUUCAGUGAUAAUAUUUAAUUUGUUCCCUUGAUAUCUUUUCUCAAGUUAUAGUAAAUUUCUAUAUGCCUUAAUCAUUUGUUAUAAAAGAGAGGUUUUUGAUGUAUGAAUGCUGUCACUCUUGUAAAAAUCACCAUUGACACCGUAUUUUAAAUUUUUUAUAGUGAGUUUUGUACUUCAUGAUUUUCAAUUUAGGAUAUCUGUCUAGUUUUUUUCCUUUCCAGAGUAACUCCAUUGGAACUGAAUAAAGAUUCAAAACUUUCCUUAAACCUGGAAUGAAUUAUUUCAUUAAAAUAGAAUUUACCACAUAUAAUUUAAAAGGCUAACAGUAGAUUAGAUUAUUUACUUUUUUGUUGUAGAACUUUAUUUACCUAUCAAGCACUCAUUUCCCAUCUCCUAACAGAAUCUUGACUUUAUUAGGUAUCUACCUUUCUUGUAGUGACUGAAAUCAGGAAAAGGUACCUUUUCCUCAAGCACUUUACUGCCAUCUUCUGGAAAUUUGUCAUAAUAACCUUACAAAUGACAAUGACUAUGGACAACCAUAAAGACUGGUCCUGUGUCUAUUCCUCCUCUGUGUGACUCAGGGGAAGGUGAUCUCAUUCCCAGUAAUGGACAUUAAUCUUUUACAGUUGAAUUUUUUUU